AUGGCAGACGCAGCGCACCACCACGCCCCUCCCGUGGCCUACCCCGGGGUUCCCAGCGCCAAUCCCAUGGCGCAGACGGGGACGGAGUUCUUCCUGUCGAAUUACCGGCUUGGCAAGACUCUAGGGAUCGGUUCUUUUGGCAAGGUCAAGGUGGCUGAGCACAUCCUGACGGGACACAAGGUCGCCAUCAAGAUCCUCAACAGGAAGAAGAUCCGGCAGAUGGACAUGGAGGACAAAGUUCGGCGAGAGAUCAAGAUCCUGCGCCUCUUCAUGCACCCCCACAUCAUUCGCCUGUACGAGGUGAUCGAGACCGCGCAUGACAUCUACGUGGUCAUGGAGUAUGUCAAGUCUGGGGAGCUCUUCGACUACAUCGUGGAGAAGGGGCGGCUGAUGGAGGACGAGGCGCGACGCUUCUUCCAGCAGAUCGUGUCUGGGGUGGAGUACUGCCACCGCAACAUGGUGGUCCACCGCGACCUGAAGCCCGAGAACCUGCUGCUGGACUCGCGCAUGAACGUGAAGAUCGCGGACUUUGGGCUGAGCAACGUCAUGCGCGACGGCCACUUCCUCAAGACCUCCUGCGGCUCGCCCAACUACGCCGCGCCGGAGGUCAUCUCCGGCAGGCUCUACGCGGGUCCAGAGGUGGACGUGUGGAGCUGCGGCGUCAUCCUCUACGCCCUCCUCUGCGGCUCCCUGCCCUUUGACGACGAGAACAUCCCAAACCUGUUCAAGAAGAUUAAGGGCGGCAUCUACACGCUGCCCAGCCACCUGUCCCCGGGCGCGCGCGACCUGAUCCCGCGCAUGCUGCUGGUGGAGCCCCUGAAGCGCAUCACCAUCCCCGAGAUCAGGCAGCACCCCUGGUUCUCGGUGCACCUCCCGCGCUACCUGGCUGUCAUGCACACCGACCCCGUGGCCUCGGCCGCCGCGCUGGACGAGGAGGUGGUGGGCGAGGUGGCGCGCCUCGGCUUCUCCCCCUCCUUCCUGGCCGCCAGCGUGCAGCGGCGCGAGCAGAACAAGGCGACGUGGCGCCUGGGCUGGAGCUGCCGCGCACGCCCCGCCACCGCCGUGGCGGAGCUAUGCCGUGCGCUGGCGGCCGCGGGCGUGGCCUGGAAGAAGCUGGCGCCCUACUCAUACAAGUGCCGGGUGGCGCUGGCUCCCGCACCGACCAUGGAGGGCCCGGCCCCUUCCCGCUCCGACAGCGUGUCGGACGGCGUUGCCAUGGAGGCCUCCGGCAUGAUGUGCGGGGAGGAGGUGGAGAUGGAGGGCGAGGAGGAGAGCAGCGUGCGCCCGGGGGAGCGCGCGCCUGGCGACGGCGAGGACGGCGACGGCGCGCAGGCCAUGGACACCUCCAUCGCCGCGGGCGGCGGUGGGGAGGGGGGCCGGCACGUCGCCGCGCCACGCGAUGCGCCGACGGGCGGCGAGCGGGAGGUCAAGUUCGAGGUGCAGAUGUACAAGGCGCGGGACGGCGACUACGUCCUGGACUUCCAGCGGCUGAGCGGCGACCUGUUCCUCUUCAUGGACGUCUGCAGCUCCGUGCUCUUCUCGCUCAGGAUCUGA
This is a messenger RNA of Auxenochlorella protothecoides, 1554 nucleotides long. RefSeq names its product SNF1-related protein kinase catalytic subunit alpha KIN10. Gene Ontology annotation, molecular function: protein serine/threonine kinase activity; ATP binding. Bases 1 to 1554 code for a protein of 517 amino acids. Gene Ontology annotation, cellular component: cytoplasm. The transcript is spliced from 8 exons. The record is from RefSeq and is a predicted model, not a curated record. Gene Ontology annotation, biological process: protein phosphorylation; intracellular signal transduction. Lineage: Eukaryota; Viridiplantae; Chlorophyta; Trebouxiophyceae; Chlorellales; Chlorellaceae.